This is a messenger RNA of Diplodia corticola, 1488 nucleotides long. RefSeq lists its product as uncharacterized. The record is from RefSeq and is a predicted model, not a curated record. The coding region runs from base 1 to 1488 and encodes 495 amino acids. The transcript is spliced from 2 exons. NCBI's taxonomy places the organism in Eukaryota, Fungi, Ascomycota, Dothideomycetes, Botryosphaeriales, Botryosphaeriaceae.
AUGGCGUCUUGGAGAUCCUCCAGCGUGGAGGACGUGGACAUGGCGUAUCCGGACAACCCUUUCUUCACAGAAGAGGCAGCAAGGACUCUGGGCCUUCUCGCCGGCCAAUCGACCGAGCUGGAGCUCGACAAGCUAGACACUUACCUGCCGACCUGGGAAGGCGCCACACAAGAGCCUGACGUCACACGUGCUCCGACGCCCACCACUGCCGCACCCAAUCCUGACCCAAGAUCUCCUGUCGACCUUGUUGAGGCUCGUCACGUCAGCCCGGAACCCUCGUCCCUGUCAGGUUCCCGUCGCCGCAGGUCAUCCAGUACGCUCUCGAACAUUGUCGUCGCCAUACCUUCACCAACUCUGAUCGCAGCUAAGCCUGUCAAUGAUACCAUGUCCGCAUCAUCGACUUCGGCCGCUCAGCGCACCCCGGAGGAGCAAGAUAGGUACUACGCAUGGCUUCGUGAGAAUUCCCUGCAUCGCUUCUCCACGUCCAGUCGGGCUUCGUCAAAGCCUGCAGCCGCAUCGCCUCAGCUCACUUCACAGUUGGCGACUCAGAGCCUUCCUUCUUCGAACGCUCCAGCGCCCGAGCAAUCUCAUCACCCUUUCCUGCACCCGACUUCAGCCAAGCAGAGCGCGGCCCUCUUGACAUCUGAGCCUGGCGCCGUCUCCUCCGCAUCCAAGUCUUCUCCCAGCCAGACCUCCUCGAGCGACACCGACUCGUCCACAGCCUCCAGUCCCCAGCACAAGCAGCGCGACCCGCCGCCGCGCCCUCAGCACAGGAACAAGAAGACAGGAUCAUCGGACAUGAGCACCGACGACUCCACGGCGCCGGCCACCACCUCACCCCCGGAGCAGACGAAGCCCAAGGUGACGCGCCACCCCGUGAGCUACAGCGGCGGGCCGCCCACGAAAGAGGACCGACGUGCCAUGAACUCCCUCCGCUGCAACAAGAUCCCGCUCACGGCCCUCCUCCGCCGCUACGCCACCCUCGUCGUGCACUUCCCCACCACUACCGCCCUCCACACCCUCACCCUCUACGGGCGCUGGGACGACGAGCGCGACGACGAAGUCCUCGCGGCGGAUGCGCUCGCGGUUGACAUCUCGCCGCAGCUGACGACAUUCGGCGUGCUGGAGGCCGAGGUCGAGAUGGUGCGGCGCAAGCGCGCGGGCGUCAACGGCGCGCUGGACCGCGAGAAGUUGGUCAAGGAGGCGCUGGCGGGGGGGUGGGUCGAGGUGCGGGCGAAGGACAGGAGGGAGGGCGUCGACGUGGGGUUUGGGCGGAUGGGGGAGGAGCUGGUGCUGAGGAGGCAGACGGAGGACGGGAAGGGGGAGGUGAGGAUCGAUGUGUUUCGGGAGGUCGAGGAGGAGGUUGGGCUCGAGGUGGGCGGUCGGGGCGGACGUGUGGAUGGGAGCGAGGGUGGGGAUGUUGUGAUGGGGGAUGCUGGGGAUGAUGAGGAGUAUGAGGACUCCUCGAGCGAGGGGAGCAGCGGUUAG